ACAUUAAGAUAUGCCUUAUGAAUCUGGCACCCUCCCACCUUAGAUUUCCGGUCUAUGAAAAAUGUCGUCUUUUGGUAAACAAAAACCUUCAAAUUUAGAAAAACCAAUCGGAAAAGGAAAACCUGAAGUAAAUAUUGCAACAUUUGCUUUGCUGUUCUCUGAAAUAGUGCAGUAUUGUCAAAAUCGUGUUCACACAGUUCCAGAAUUACAGACCAAAUUAUCUGAGCUUGGACAGCAUGUUGGUUCUCACAUGUUGGAUGUUAUAUUUCUUCGAGAGAAAGGCUUCAAGAGAGAGAUCAAAUUACUUAGCAUGCUUAUUUUUAUAAAGUCUACAUUUUGGAAGAUUGUCUUUGGCAAAGAAGCAGAUAAGCUCGAGCAAGCUAAUGAUGAUGACAAGACUUAUUAUAUUAUAGAGAAAGAGCCUCUAGUGAAUAAAUUCAUCUCAGUUCCUAAAGACAAAGGAAGUUUAAAUUGUGCAGCCUUUACUGCUGGUAUGCUGGAAGCUGUUCUAAAUGGAGCCAACUUUCCUGCCAAAGUGACUGUCCAUUGGCACAAAGGGACAACAUUCAUGAUCAAGUUUGAUGAAUCUGUUAUAACCAGAGACAAGACUGUGGACAGCCGAUAAUUUUAAAAGUGAAAAUACUGGGAAUGAAUGUUAGUUUUUUUUUCAUUGUUUAUUUUUAUUUAUUGUAAUUUUUUUUACUUUUGUGAAAUUCAUCUAGAAUGUACAUAGAAUAUUGGAAUUGUGUUUUUCAUUUUAAGCAUGUACAUCAAACUUUUGAGACAGUGUUUGUAAGGUGUAUGAAACUUGUUGUUGGUUUAGUUGUCUAAAAUUUAUGCAUUUAGCAAGGUGGUGUGUGUCUGAACGAGUUAUCUCACAUGGCAGAUAAUUGUGUGCGUCUGUUUUGAUUGUUUAAAAAAAAUAAAUUUUAGUCUUUUGUUUGAAGUCUAUGCCAUAUUGUGUGUGACUAGAUGACACUUUUCUGUAUUUAUUUGACUGUAAUAAACAUUUUUUUUUAAAA
Messenger RNA from Biomphalaria glabrata, 1022 nucleotides. RefSeq names its product trafficking protein particle complex subunit 5-like. Lineage: Eukaryota; Metazoa; Mollusca; Gastropoda; Planorbidae. The coding region runs from base 62 to 625 and encodes 187 amino acids. Gene Ontology annotation, cellular component: TRAPPII protein complex; TRAPPIII protein complex; TRAPPI protein complex. Gene Ontology annotation, biological process: endoplasmic reticulum to Golgi vesicle-mediated transport. The record is from RefSeq and is a predicted model, not a curated record. The transcript has 6 exons.